This is a messenger RNA of Mizuhopecten yessoensis (Yesso scallop), 2913 nucleotides long. RefSeq lists its product as uncharacterized. Bases 1 to 2913 code for a protein of 970 amino acids. The record is from RefSeq and is a predicted model, not a curated record. Gene Ontology annotation, molecular function: protein binding. Lineage: Eukaryota; Metazoa; Mollusca; Bivalvia; Pectinida; Pectinidae. The transcript is spliced from 6 exons.
AUGGCGGACCAAGCUGAUACUUCCUCGGCUCACAGUCAGCAGUUGCAGAUCAAGAAGCUGCAUGCUGACAUGGUCCGACGCCUAAGUGAAAUAUUCAGGCCGAAUCUGAACACCUGGCAGAGUAUUUUGGUGGAACUAGAGGUCAUUAUGGAUCCGGUAGAUUUACUUGGGGAUGACAUUAACCAUUUUGGGCAAAUAUGUCGGAGUCUGCUGUGUAAGGGAACUAUUGAUUAUGGCUCUUAUGAUAAACUCCGUUGUGCAGUCGGGAAUGUUGAUGCCCAGGCAGCUAAAAUUGUGGAGGAAACUUCUGUCAAGAUAAAAGCGCUACAGCCUGAAGGACUAUCGGAAGCCAAUCGACGCAAGACUGGAGAAGGAGACCAGACAAAAGAUAGGGAUCCUAAGCUAACAGCUAUGAUAGAAACAACCACAGCCAUGAUAUUGAAAGAAAAAGACGAAUACAAGUUCUUUUCUACCAAAAGUCUCAAGGAUGCCUACGAUAAACUAAUGAAGAACAGCUUGGUGAUAAUUAAGGGAAAUUCUGGAGACGGGAAGACAUCCAUUGCACUUGAACUUCUCCGUCGGCUGUGCUAUAAUGAGGAGAGGCAACAAUGUCGACAGCCACUAGAACUGCAUGAUAUCAAAGACUUGGAUAAGGUGACCCCAAAGUCACAAUUAGUUAUUUAUUUAGAUGAUAUCUUUGGAAAGAAUGUUGUGUGUAAAAAAGAUGUAGAAGAAUGGGAGAAAAGAGAAAAAUCUAUUAUUUCAAAACUUUGUGGAAAUGAGCACACAGACGGCAAUUUUCUGAUUGUUGCAAUUCGCAGUGGAAUUUCAAAUUAUUUAAAUGCUUCUUGCUUAGAAAAAAUAUUCACUAAACAAAACAUUGUUGACCUUAACAUUGAUGCAGAAGAAAAACUUAAAUUGUUAAGGUUAUACAAACCAAAAGUUAGUUUUGACUCGUGGAAAGAUGAUGAAGAGAAGGAAAUUGUCAAGUGUGCUCCUGACAUUGGGUUUCCACAAUGCUGUAGGUUGUUCAGAGAUUCACCUACUUUGCAAACGGAGAGGGUCAAUUUUUUUAAAAGACCUUUUCAUUUUCUGAAAUCUUCAUUAUCUAAAUUGGAAGACGGAAAAUGUUAUGGUCUGAUGUAUCUUUUCCUUCACGGAGGCAAAGUCAUGGAAGAUAAUUUAGACUCUAACAAUGAAAAUAUUGAUGACGAUUUAUUAGAAGCAGCAUUUGCUAAUGAUGUAGUAAAAGUUACCACAACAGCUGAGCUUGUUGUUCACAGUAAGUCUAAGGGGAGGAAAAUAGAAUUUGUGAAGGAUUCGUUAGAUUGUCUGUUGGGUUGGAUGGUGAAAAAAGAGUCUAACCAAAAACAAAAAGUUUGUUACAAAUUCAACCAUGACUCAAUUGAGGAAACUCUGGCUCUUUUGUAUGGAGAAAAAACUCGCAUUGGCUACAUACAGAAUUGUCCCAGCAAGUUUCUCAGUUAUGUAACUACCUCAAAAACCACUCCAAACAAAGUAGUUAUAUCAUCUGAUAAUCAGUACAUGUAUAAACGUUUAGUCAGAGAGUUUGAAUCUGUCUAUUCUAGUAACUCUGACCCAGAACGUGACAGGUUUUAUAGUAAAUAUCAUUCUAUAACUUCAUUAGAUGUUUGGACAGAUGAUCAGUUUCUGCAGGGAUUUACCAGAUGGCUUAGUGGUCAGAAUGUUGACAAAAACUUGUGCCAUGUGAUAAAGUUUGCCUUGUUGAAUGGAGCAUGCUUUUCUGGUUCAGAAGAAUGUGUUUUAUUCCUCCUGUCAGAGGGUGUGAAACCUGACAAGGAGACAUUGCUUUGUGUGGUAGAAGGAGGGAGCGUUAAUAUAUUAUACAAAGUGGAAAGAAUUAUACUUAAAUCCUUGUAUAGAGUUGAGGACGAACAACAUAAGUAUAAGACAGUAGAAGGUCGUGUGGUGCACAGGAAUUGUGUGUGUGCUCAGUACAUGUGUCAGUUAGUGGAUGAGAACAAGAUAACAGUGUUACAUGUGAGUUGUAUGAGGGGACACAUGGAGGUUUGUAAAUAUCUGUGUGAGUCGUACCCAGCACUAACUACAGCUGUAACUAAGUACGGGUUAACAGUGUUACAUCAUAGUUGUGGGUGGGGACACAUGGAGGUUUGUAAAUAUCUGUCCGAGUCGUACCAAGCACUAACUACAGCUGUAGAUAAGUACGGGUUAACAGUGUUACAUUAUAGUUGUGUGAGGAGACACAUGGAGGUUUGCAAAUAUCUGUGUGAAUCGUACCCAGCACUAACUACAGCUGUAACUAAUGACGGGAGAACAGUGUUACAUUAUAGUUGUAGGGAGGGACACAUGGAGGUUUGUAAAUAUCUGUGUGAGUCGUACCCAGCACUAACUACAGAUGUAGAUAAUAAUGGGGAAACAGUGUUACAUUAUAGUUGUAGGGAGGGACACAUGGAUGUUUGUGAAUAUCUGUGUGAGUCGUACCCAGCACUAACUACAGCUGUAGAUAAUAACGGGGGAACAGUGUUACAGUAUAGUUGUAGGGAGGGAGACAUGGAGGUUUGUAAAUAUCUGUGUGAGUCGUACCCAGCACUAACUAGAGCUGUAGGUAAUGACGGGAGAACAGUGUUACAUUAUAGUUGUGGGUUUGGACACAUGGAUGUUUGUAAAUAUCUGUGUGAUUCGUACCCAAGACUAACUACAGCUGUAGAUAAUAAUGGGGAAACAGUGUUACAUUAUGGUUGUAGGGAGGGACACAUGGAGUACCUAGAAUCACCAGGAUGUAAGUAUGACAUCACAACCAUACUAACCAAUCAGAGAGAAUCUGUUUUAGACUACGCAAAGAAACGGGGGACAGAAAACAACUCUUUGUAUGAAUAUCUUGUCCAAUUGUUUGGUCAACAAAAACACUAA